Colletotrichum godetiae is the source of this 2148-nucleotide messenger RNA. RefSeq names its product kelch domain-containing protein. Lineage: Eukaryota; Fungi; Ascomycota; Sordariomycetes; Glomerellales; Glomerellaceae. The record is from RefSeq and is a predicted model, not a curated record. Gene Ontology annotation, molecular function: protein binding. The coding region runs from base 1 to 2148 and encodes 715 amino acids. The transcript has a single exon.
AUGGUUCGUUCAACCGCAUAUAAGGCCAUCGCGGCCGCUUCUCUCUUCUCACGGCUCUCCUCCGCGGCCAUCACGGCCUGCCCGAACGAUGAGGCCGAAUGGGAUUCGCCCAUUGGAGUCAAGUACACCGUCUGCCCUGGCUCUGACUACCAGUUUGGCGGUGGCAGUCUUCAAUACGUCCAAAAUGUCCAGACCACUGUCGAGUGUGUUCAGAUCUGUGACAAGGAUGCUCGCUGUAACAGAGCCGUCUAUGACAAGGAGCUCAAGGUUUGCCACGUCAAGGACACCAAGAACGAGAUGAACUGGGCCGCCGACGACCGCUUCGACGCCAUCCGCAUGACAAACGACUUUGCCGACGGCACAUUCCUCGCUACCUGCCCCUUCAAGGAGGAGGGCUACCGAGUUCCCAAGGGCAGUGCCGACUACCAAGUCUGCCGUGGCACCGAUUACACCGGUAACAGCGCCAAAAUUGUUCAGGAUGUGACGACCAUCCAAGCCUGCGCCGAGCUCUGCUCGAACACCCAGAACUGCAAGAAGGCCGUCUUUGACAACAUCAACAACGUCUGCCAUAUCAAGGCUGCCGAGCCCGAGACGUCUCUCUUCUGGGUCCAGAACAAGCAGUUCGACACCAUUCACGUCCCCGAGAACAUCAACCCGGCCGUCCAGGGCAAGUGGGGUGACCUCAUCCGUCUGCCUGUGAUCCCCGUUGCGGCUUACAUCGUCCCGUCCUACCCCGAGCCCAGCAGACUGCUGUUCUUCUCCUCGUGGGGAGUCGACGCCUUUGGUGGUGCUUCCGGCUUGACCCAGUACGGUGACUACAACUUCGCUACCGGCCAGAUUUCUGAGCGUGCCGUCGCCAAUACCCACCACGACAUGUUCUGUCCCGCCAUCAGCCAGCUCCAGGACGGCCGCAUCGUCAUCCAGGGUGGCUCCGACGCUGAGGCCGUCAGCAUCUACGACCCGGCAACCAACAACUUCACCCGCGGUCCCGACCUGAAGGUCGCCCGCGGCUACCAGACCUCUACCCUCCUCUCCAGCGGUAAGAUCUUCACAAUUGGCGGAGCCUACUCUGGCAAGCGCGAGGGAAAGAACGGCGAGGUGUACGACCCCGAAGCCAAUGAGUGGACCUACCUGCCCGACGCCGACGUCACCCCGAUCCUGACCAACGACCACGAAGGUAUUUGGCGCGAGGAUAACCACGCCUGGCUCUUUGGCUGGAAGAACAACAGCAUCUUCCAGGCCGGCCCAGGCAAGGACCAGCACUGGUUUGGCAUCGAGGGCACCGGCUCCGUCACCAAGGCCGCCACCCGCGACGACGACGACGCCAUGUGCGGCACCUGGGUCAUGUACGACGCUGUCGCCGGCAAGAUCCUCUCGGCCGGCGGAAGCCCCGACUACACCGAUAGCGACGCCACCGUGCACGCUCACAUCACCACCAUCGGUGAGCCUGGCACCCCGUCCGAGGUCGAGCGCGUGGCGGACAUGGCCUUCCCCCGCGGCUUCGCCAACGCCGUGGUCCUCCCCGACGGCCAGGUCCUCGUCACGGGCGGCCAGCGCAAGUCCCUCGUCUUCACCAAUACGGACGGCAUCCUCAUCGCCGAGCUCUUCAACCCGGAGACCAAGGAGUGGAAGCAGAUGGCGCCCAUGGCCGUCCCGCGUAACUACCACUCCGUCUCCAUCCUCAUGCCCGACGCCACCGUCUUCACGGGCGGCGGCGGCCUGUGCUAUGUCCAGCAGAUCCUGGGCUCGACCGCCGGCUGCGAUAAGACUGUCGACCACGCCGACGGCGAAAUCUUUGAGCCGCCGUACCUGUACAACGCCGACGGCUCCAAGGCCGCGCGGCCCGUCGUCUCGGGCGUUAGCGAGGAGGCCGUCAAGGCCGGCGCGACGAUCACCUUCUCCGUCGAGGGCGUCGAGGCCGGUGGUGCUGGGUGCAAGGUCACGCUUAUCCGUACCGGUAGCGUCACGCACUCGUCCAACACGGACCAGCGUCGCAUCCCGCUUGACAACGUGCAGGUUGACGGUCAGGCCUUCACUGCCAAGUUGCCCGAGGACUAUGGCAUCCUGCUUCCUGGAUUCUACUACCUGUUUGUCUCGAAUGCGCAGGGCACGCCUAGCAUUGCGAAGACUGUGCACGUUGUCUUGUAG